Sugiyamaella lignohabitans is the source of this 1134-nucleotide messenger RNA. It is a transcript of the gene FMT1, whose product is annotated as Fmt1p. Gene Ontology annotation, biological process: conversion of methionyl-tRNA to N-formyl-methionyl-tRNA; biosynthetic process. The transcript has a single exon. NCBI's taxonomy places the organism in Eukaryota, Fungi, Ascomycota, Dipodascomycetes, Dipodascales, Trichomonascaceae. The record is from RefSeq and is a predicted model, not a curated record. The coding region runs from base 1 to 1134 and encodes 377 amino acids. Gene Ontology annotation, cellular component: mitochondrion. Gene Ontology annotation, molecular function: methionyl-tRNA formyltransferase activity.
AUGUUGGCCAAACGACCAAUUCUAGGUUCAUUAUGGAAUCCAUGUGGUCAAAAGCACAGGUUGUUAUAUAUAGCUAGAUCUUAUUCGAUAGCAAAGUCUCCACUUCGAAUCGCAUUGUUUGGAACUGACAAUUUCACGGUCCACUCACUCAAAGCUCUGCAUCGAUAUCAACUGGCGAACCCUCAUGUGAUUGAGUCGCUUCAUGUUAUUACGAGAACACCAAAACCAUCUGGCAGAGGCUUGAAAGUCGUAAAAGAGGCUCCCUCGGCUGUAUAUGCAUUUGAACAAGACAUUCCAGUUCUUCGUGCUGAGACUGAUUCUGAUAUUGUAGCUUUGGCUGACCAUGGCUACAAUUUGGCAAUUGCAGUGUCAUACGGGAAAUUAAUUCCCGCUCAAUUCUUGUCGCAACUAACUUACGGUGGAAUCAAUGUUCAUCCAUCUUUGUUGCCUGAUUUAAGUGGUGCUGCUCCACUUCAUAGGGCCCUGUUGCGAGGCUAUGAUACAACUGGUGUUACAGUUCAGACCCUCCAUCCUACUAAAUUUGAUCGAGGAAAGAUCCUACUGCACUCACCUGAAGUUCACAUUGCAAAAAACGAAACGUUACAAAGCCUCGAGUCCAAACUUGGCGAGCUCGGCUCAGAGUGUUUGGUUACAGUCGUUGACGAAUAUCGGUUUGCAGAUCCUGAUCUCAAUGUUCCAACUGCCACCAAGUAUUCGCCCUCUUAUGCCCCAAAAAUCCAACCAAAAGAGAAAAAUAUCAAUUUUACAAAGCAUUCACUUUCACAAAUUUUGUUGAAACAUCGUAUUCUCGGAAAACUAGCGGUAUUCCAGCCUACAGCUGACGGUGUAAAGCGUAUUAUUCUGGACAACAUCAUUGAUGCUUCCAGCCUGGCUGAUGUUGUGACUAAUGAGAAAGCGAGAUUGGACUCGUUACAGAUUGGAGAAUAUGACUUCUUUAAACACAGUGACGGAAAUUCCAAAAAGGCGCAAACCGUGUGCAUAAUUCGAGUACAAGAUGGGUUUAUAUCACCAUUCCUGCUUGUCUUCCAAGGCUAUAGCCCCCAGACGGCAGCUCAAUUUCAAAAAUCUCUGCGAAAGCGAGCUGUGACUUCAAAGCAACUACAAGUCAGUUAG